Helianthus annuus (common sunflower) is the source of this 777-nucleotide messenger RNA. RefSeq names its product abl interactor homolog. The transcript has 2 exons. NCBI's taxonomy places the organism in Eukaryota, Viridiplantae, Streptophyta, Magnoliopsida, Asterales, Asteraceae. Bases 1 to 777 code for a protein of 258 amino acids. The record is from RefSeq and is a predicted model, not a curated record.
AUGGGUUUUAACCCAGUUGGACCAGAAGACCAUUUUCCUGGCGACAAUGCGAUGGAUGUCGAUGAAGAUACCGAUCCCUCAAUGCCACCAUCUGGAACUCCGAACCACCCUAUCGAGAUUUCUGAUGGGUCACCUUUUGUGGGAUCACCAUACAAUGGUCCCGACAGCUUUGAGGAGAAAUUUAGGCAGCAUGACUGGGUAUUUACCCCUAGUUACCAUAACUCUCCCCUACACCAGCCACAACACAGCUCUCCCUUGCACCCCCAGCAACAGCAGCCACAGCAGCAGCAGAAUCCUUCUGAGGAUUCCCUACUUGUCGCGGUCACUCCACCGCCGCCACCACCUCCGGUUUUGCCUCCUCCGCCUCCGAGGCGAAGACGAACGAACGCACGGAUUUCCGCACGAGGGGGAAUACGCAUCGGCACCCCUCCACAUUCAGGUAGCAGCCGAUAUUCGCCACUUCACGAAGAACCAGAGAUGGGAGAAUCUUCACACCCCAUCUCAGAAGUAACAUCUGCGCCAAUCGCGCCACCACCACCACAGGGUUUUGGAGACCCAAUCCCUGCUUAUACCAGCGCGGCAGCAUACAAUCCCUUCGAGCAGACGUACCCCACAGGUUAUGACUUUACAGGGGAUCCCUACUGGGUAGCUGCGAACUACAACUCUCUAAAUCCGGAAGCAGCCGCAGCCUCCUCAACCACCGCAUUAUCCGCCACCACCGCUGGCACCGAUGAUGUCGCCGCCACAAAUUCAAGAAAUCCUUCAUGGGAUAAAUGA